AUGACUGAUAAUAUACAAGUUCCUAAUGAGUUUUCCGAUGCGCCAUCGAAAGCAGAAGGCGGUUGGUGGCGCCAUUCCCUGGCUGGCGGUUUAGCCGGAGUUGUUUCGCGUACAAGCACAGCGCCGAUUGACCGGAUAAAACUAUAUAUGCAGGUGCAAACUCAGAAAACCUCCUUACUUGAUAGUGCGAAUUAUAUGAUUAAAACCGGAGGGAUACGCAGUAUGUGGCGUGGUAAUGGCGUUAAUGUUUUAAAAAUCGGUUCUGAUUCGGCUAUAAAGUUCACAAUCUACGAGAAAGUGAAGCAUUAUAUCAGAAUAGAGCGGAAGUCAUCGCAAGAAGAAAUGACUAUGGGUGAAAGAUUCAUUGCUGGUGCCAUAGCUGGUAGCAUCUCGCAAACAACCGUUUACCCCUUCGAUGUCUUGAAGACCCGUCUGGCAUUGCGCACAACCAGCGAACGUCGUGGAUUAUUUGCUUUAAUCAAAAAUAUUUAUUUAACCGAAGGCGUGCGAAGCUUUUACAAUGGCUACACAAUUAAUUUGCUGGGUGUCUUACCAUAUGCCGGCAUAGAUCUGGCCCUAUAUGAAACUUUGAAAAAGUAUUUAGCCGGCGAAAAAACAGAUAAGCAACCGAAUUCAAUGAUUUUAUUAGUCUGCGGUGCGAUUUCCAGUGCAGUGGGUCAACUAAUAACGUACCCUUGCUCAUUAAUACGUACAAGGAUCCAAGCUCAAAUUGUUCCAAGAACUGAACGUCGCACAGUUAUCACAAAGCGACCUGUAAGUAGAUUAACAACGAUUGGAAUAGUUAAAUCAAUUCUCGCCAACGAAGGCUUUUCUGGAUUGUAUCGUGGAUUAUUCAUAAAUUUAGCCAAAGUAUUGCCUGCUGUUUGUAUUAGUUAUGUGGUAUACGAGUAUUCGAUUCAAAUGUUAGGCGUAUCUAUGAGCUAA
Bactrocera tryoni is the source of this 945-nucleotide messenger RNA. RefSeq names its product calcium-binding mitochondrial carrier protein SCaMC-2-A-like. The transcript has 3 exons. The record is from RefSeq and is a predicted model, not a curated record. Gene Ontology annotation, biological process: transmembrane transport. Bases 1 to 945 code for a protein of 314 amino acids. NCBI's taxonomy places the organism in Eukaryota, Metazoa, Arthropoda, Insecta, Diptera, Tephritidae. Gene Ontology annotation, molecular function: ATP transmembrane transporter activity.